UUAAUCCAUCGAUCAUCUAUCUGUGCUCCACAUGGAAAAUUAGAAAGAAUGGUUAGUGAAAAAGAAAUUUAUGAUGCUGCAUCAGAAGGGGAUGCAACAAAAUUUGCACAACUGGUUCAACAAGAUCCAAAUCUGGUUUAUAGGGUUUCGUUUCCAUGUUCAAGAAAUCUUCUGCACAUAGCAACGCUGCUGGGGAAAGUAGACAUCGUUGAAGAGCUGCUGAAUGAAAGCCGACAGCUAGCUCUCGAACUAGACUCCAACCAUUCGUCACCUCUCCACAUUGCAGCUGCGAAAGGGAACCUUGAAAUCGCCAGAAAACUGUUAUCGGUAGCCCCAGAGAUGUGCUGGAGUCGAAACGACCAAGGCUUGAACCCGAUCCAUGUUGCAGCCAUGAAAGGGCAUGUUGAUUUGUUGAAAGAGCUGCUUGAAAAGGAUCCUUUGCCUGCCAUGGAGAGAGUGUACCGUGGUCAGACGGUGCUGCAUUUGUGUGUGAAACAUCGUCAGCAUGAGGCAUUGGAGUUUUUGGUGGACAAGUUGGGUGAGCUUGUGUAUGCAAAGGAUGAUGAUAUGGAGACACUUAUGCAUUGGGCUGUUAGGAGCAGACAAUAUGAGACGGUGGAGUUGUUGGUGCGUUCUGGUAAAAUAGAGAUGGACUCAAUGAAUUCGAUGGGCAGAACAGCAACGCAAAUCUUCGCAGAUGACAAACAGCAGGUUGAUUGGAGGUGGCUUAGAUUAAUGUGGAGUUUCAUAUCAGUAUCAGCUUUGUUGGGGAUACCGUCGGAAAUGCUGUCAAAGAGAAGAGAGCAGACAAUGGUGGUGAUGGCCCUGAUUGCGGCCAUGGCGUUCCAGGCGACCAUCAGCCCCCCAGGCGGGGUGUGGCAGGACAACACAUCACUCAAGGCCGGGCAGGCCGUGAUUGCAUCUACUCAACCCAAGAUUUACAAGCACUUCGUGCGUGCAAACGCGGCAGCUUUUAUUUCAUCUCUCAUGACAAUCUGCUUGGUCGCCGUGCCAGUGCGAAUCGGGGGGUCUGGUACCUUGUUUUUAACCACAUCAACAGUUUGGGUGGCCGUCGCAUCUAUUGCUUUCAGCUAUGGAGCUUCGGUGUUGGUCGUUUCGCCAUAUACGCAAGCACUAUCAUUCACCAAAAUCACCAAUGUCAUCGUUUCCAUCACUGUCAUAGCCUACUUCCUCGUUGCUCUUUGGAGUCUUUUAAGCAUUGGCUAUUUCAAACUAGUCUUCAAACUGUCUAAUAAAAUUAUGAACACAGCUUUGGAGUCUCUUUUGAGUCAUGCAAAAUCUGAUAGUCGUCAGCCUGCCCAAACUACCCCUCACCCCAGGCCAACAACCCACCCUGAAUCUGAUACGAGAUCCCAACCAGUUGCAGAGAUAGAAGAACCUUGACGGAUAGAAGAGUCCUUCGAGACCAUAGAGCCGGAGGUCCCGACACAGCCGGCGAAAGAGAGGCAAUCUCGACCUCAACGUGCAAGGAAGAGGCCGGAUUUCCUAGGAGAUUAUAUUUAAUAUUUAAUUCUGCUUUCCUUUAUUUUUAUUACUUUGCGAGACUUUAUUUAAGUAAAUUAUUCUUUUUGGGUCAACCGUAAUUAUAAGCUCCUUUUCGGAUUUUCUUUAUUGAUUCUUUCCAUCGUAGGUCAAAUCAACCCUAGGGUCCUUAGUAUUAAAAGGCCUUGUUAUCUCUUUUGCUUUUUAUGAAAUAACAACUUUGUCUA
Salvia hispanica is the source of this 1730-nucleotide messenger RNA. The record is from RefSeq and is a predicted model, not a curated record. Lineage: Eukaryota; Viridiplantae; Streptophyta; Magnoliopsida; Lamiales; Lamiaceae.